This is a messenger RNA of Aspergillus aculeatus ATCC 16872, 1404 nucleotides long. Its product is annotated as putative succinate:fumarate antiporter (Acr1). Lineage: Eukaryota; Fungi; Ascomycota; Eurotiomycetes; Eurotiales; Aspergillaceae. The coding region runs from base 190 to 1158 and encodes 322 amino acids. The transcript is spliced from 5 exons. The record is from RefSeq and is a predicted model, not a curated record. Gene Ontology annotation, biological process: succinate transport; transmembrane transport; fumarate transport.
UUCUCCUGUUUCUUUCUUUUCUUUUCCCCUUUUCCUUGCUUCCCUUCUUUUAUCCGCCCUGGGUUCCUCGCCUUGUCCUUGCCAUUGCCAACGAAAGCGCAUACAAUCGCAUCGCUUCAACUGCUCUCGCUCUACCUGGCGUAGCCCUGAGCGUCAGUUUUUACGUUUUGAAUCACACAAUCUUUCAUCAUGUCUGCGAAAGGAGGAAAUGGCAAGAAGCCGGCUUCCCCGGCUGUCAAUUUGAUCGCUGGUGGUGGUGCCGGUAUGAUGGAGGCUCUAGUGUGCCAUCCCCUUGAUACUGUCAAAGUCCGCAUGCAGUUGUCGCGUCGGGCCAGAGCCCCUGGUGUUAAACCACGCGGGUUCGUUGCCACUGGUGUCGACAUCGUUAAGAGAGAAACCGCUUUGGGACUGUACAAGGGUCUCGGAGCCGUCCUGGGAGGUAUCAUCCCGAAGAUGGCCAUCCGAUUCACAUCCUACGAAACGUACAAGCAAUGGCUCGCGGACAAAGAGACUGGAGCCGUGACCAGCAAGGCCACUUUCCUCGCUGGUCUCUGCGCUGGUGUGACGGAAGCCGUGGCGGUGGUCAACCCGAUGGAAGUCAUCAAGAUCCGUCUGCAAGCACAACACCACAGUCUGUCGGACCCUCUGGACACCCCCAAGUACCGCAGCGCCCCGCACGCCCUGUUCACCGUCAUCCGGGAGGAAGGGUUCAGCACCUUGUACCGCGGUGUCUCGUUGACGGCCCUCCGCCAGGGAACGAACCAGGCCGCCAACUUCACCGCAUACACGGAGCUGAAGGCCUUCCUGCAGAGAAGCCAGCCCGAGUACGCCAACUCGCAGCUUCCGUCCUACCAGACGACCUGCAUCGGCUUGAUCUCCGGUGCCGUCGGACCCUUCUCCAACGCUCCCAUCGACACCAUCAAGACGAGACUGCAGAAGACCCGCGCCGAGCCCGGCCAGUCCGCCGUGACCCGGAUCGUGGUCAUCGCCAAGGACAUGUUCAAGCAGGAGGGCGCCGCCGCUUUCUACAAGGGUAUCACGCCCCGUGUAAUGAGAGUCGCCCCGGGCCAGGCCGUCACGUUCACGGUCUAUGAGUUCCUGAAGGGCAAGCUUGAGUCAUCGCGGUGGCCCUUCGUCGGCGGCACUUUUGAGGAGUAACAGUGGGGAAAAAAAAGGUGUUAUGCGGGUAGGAAGGAGUGAGCCGCCAUGUGUUUUCGAAAGCAUUUGAUACCAUUGAGCAUGGUGGCGUUUUCGAUCACUGCUUUUGAGAUAAGGGAUUCCUGUUUAUAUGUUUGAUUGGAGGCCUGGAUAGCCAGUUCUGGAAGAUUCACAUCCGGGGUGAAUUGUAUAUAUCAUGUCGUGUUGUUUUGGUCGCAUGUUUCCUUUGUAUCUAUACCUUUUUUU